Molecule: messenger RNA, 384 nt
Organism: Grosmannia clavigera kw1407
Lineage: Eukaryota; Fungi; Ascomycota; Sordariomycetes; Ophiostomatales; Ophiostomataceae
Product: c2h2 finger domain containing protein
Exons: 2
Coding region: 1-384 (127 amino acids)
Source: RefSeq, a predicted model, not a curated record
AUGGGUGUCGUUAACAAGCGCACGCUGACCAAGACUCGGCGCAAGACUCGGGACGUCGACCAGAUCAAGGCCGAUCUCGCCUCUCCCGCCCAUCUCGCCCGCCACACAUCCUCCAAGGCUGCCGAGGAUCUGCCCGGUCUCGGUCGCCACUACUGCAUCUCCUGUGCGAAGUGGUAUGAGUCGGCUGAUGCUCUCGUGUGCCACCGCCGCGGCAAGCCGCACAGGCGCCGGGUCAAGCAGCUGACCGAGGUGCCGUAUACCCAGAAGGAGGCUGAGGCGGCCAUUGGCCUGCGGACGGACAACGGCGAGUCCACGGUCGACGCAGCUGCAAGCCGGCAAUUAAUUGGCCAGGCAUCUCAGACCGGUGACAUUGCCAUGGCAUGA